Molecule: messenger RNA, 735 nt
Organism: Blepharisma stoltei
Lineage: Eukaryota; Ciliophora; Heterotrichea; Heterotrichida; Blepharismidae
Source: the annotation of a GenBank genome assembly
AUGGAGAGCAGAGAAAGCAUUGACAUCGAUGUAAGCGUCAAAAUUGUACUUGUGGGCGAUUCUCAAGUUGGCAAAUCGAGCCUUCUAAGUCUAUUUAUAAACGAAGAAUUCAACCAAAAUAUCCCAACCACACAUGGGAUUGGAAACAAACACCGAACUCUUGAAUUAGAAGGAAAAGUCGUAAAAGUUGAUCUUUGAGAUGUGCCGGGACAUAUAAAAUACAGACCUGCAUUAACUCAGUUUUAUAAUCAUGCUAGUGCUGCUAUUCUUAUUUUCGAUUUAUCAAAACGAGAAAGUUUUAAAAAUCUUAAUAAAUGGAUCUCAGAGCUGACUUUAAGUGGAAUAAAGCUGCCAAGGAUUCUUUUAGUGGGAAAUAAAAGUGAUAAAACAGAAGAGAGAGAUAUUGAUGAAAGUGAUUUGCAAAACUUUUUGAAGAAUUACUAUUUAAAAUAUAACUAAUUAUAGUAAAUAUAAACUUCCUCAGGCUACUGUUUAUAAUUACCAAAUAGCAAAUAAGAUAACAGCUAAUCAGAAGGAACGUUUUUAUUUAUUUUUUAGGUAUAUAUUGAAACUUCAGCAAAAACUGGGGAAAAUGUUGAGGAAGCUUUUAUGAUUGCCCUGCAAAAGUCGCUGAAAUUUUAUGAAGGAAGGAAUGAAAGUAGAAGCAGCACACAAGUUGAUGCAAGAAAUCGUGAAGCUUGCUGUGUAUGCCGUGUGGUUUGCAGAUUAUUUUAG